This is a messenger RNA of Didymodactylos carnosus, 1656 nucleotides long. The record is from the annotation of a GenBank genome assembly. Lineage: Eukaryota; Metazoa; Rotifera; Eurotatoria; Philodinida; Philodinidae.
AUGUCUAACUCUAUUAAUGAUACUAAUUUUGAUCCAUUAUCCACAAACAAGCGUAAUUCAACAACUCCUCAAUCGGCAGAUAUUUACGCUCAAGUAAAUAAAGAUAAACGAAAUGCUGCAGAUUUAUUAAGACCUACGGAAGCUGAUAAAUUAAAAACAAGUGCAAAUCAGAACAGAAAUCAAUUUGAUAAUAGCACUAAAACAUCAGCGACUAUAUUAUCAUCAGAAGGACGUUCAGCCGAUUCUCAAUUGCAUGAGAGAAUACCGCAAUCGUCGCCACCAAGAGGAGAUUUGAAAAACGGUGCCGAGCACACAGAAAAUAAUCACGAACAAUGGGAUGAACAAUAUCCAGAAGAUUAUUACGGUGCCUAUAAUAGCGUUGGACCACCUCCUCCGUACAUUGAGGAACCGAAGAAAAAAGGCAUUAGUGCUAAACUCGAUCGUGUGAUACAACGACUUCCUUUAUUAAGCAUCUUUUACAAACCACUUCCUCCAACCACGUAUUCUUGUAAAAAAGAUCAAUAUGACUAUUCAUCAGACGCUCCUUCCGAUGCCUAUGUCCCUAGGGAAGAUGGUGACGAUGAAGCACCACAAUUGGUUGAUGCUGAACAGCCGAGAGAUUUAACUAAGGACGAAGUGAUGUUGAUUGAACGUUAUUCAAAUAAAUCAGGAAUUAAAGUGAUUGAAUUGCAAGCAAAACCUGAAACACAACCCGUCGAUGUUUGUGUUCAAAAAGAACUGAAUUACAUUCAUGUUUGUGAUGUUGGUCGAAGUGUUGUUGAAAUUUUUGAUUCAAAUGGCACACUGAAUCAUGUUAUUGAUGAUGCACAUAUGACAGCAUUUUGUCCUACAUCGGUGUCUGUGGGGCAAGACGGUACAAUCAUUGUUGGAAGUCAUUUUAUGCAUCGUUUACAAAUGUACGCACCCUGUCAACCAGAAGCGUCAGAAACAGACGAUCCGGCUAAAGAUCAAGGAUUCUUUUAUCAACAGUUCAAACUGGGUCAACAAGGUCAUGAUCCACAUCAGUUUUAUUAUCCGGCUGGUAUUCGUUGUGAUGAUACCGAUAGUCUAUUGUAUGUAUGUGAUCGUGGUAAUUCACGGAUACAAAUCAUUGCUCCUGGUGGUUAUUGCGAACGAAUAAUACAAUUGAUGUCUACCGAUGGUCAACCAUUAGUACCCAUUCAAUUAGCAUUUCGUAAACAUAAAAAGUCGCAAACAGCUGUUUGCAUUGUGGGCAAUGGUGAUUGCAUUUGUUUUGUACCAAAAUAUUCAGAGGGUGUUGUGACAGUUGAACCAUUGUACGUUGUUGACGAAGAAGGUUUAGGAUUGAAAGGUGCAUCCAGCUUAUGUUUAGAUCAAAAUAAUUAUAUUUUCAUAUCGGAUACGGGUAACAAUCGUAUCGUUAUGUGCUCACCAUUUGGUAGUUAUAUAUCACAUUUUGGUAUUAAUGGCGCAGAAAUAGGUCAAUUAAAUCAUCCAUGUGGAAUCAGUUCAAUGGAAAAUGGUACUUUAGUAGUGGCUGAUAGUGGAAACAAACGAGUGCAAUUAUUUGGUCUGAUAAAUGAUACCGAUGCCGGACCAAAAAUCUCUUCACCAACGUCUCCCAUAGAGAAACAAGAGAAUUUGUUGGUUGACACAGAACAAGAACGACUAUAA